Rhopalosiphum maidis (corn leaf aphid) is the source of this 1011-nucleotide messenger RNA. Its product is annotated as cAMP-dependent protein kinase catalytic subunit beta-like. The transcript is spliced from 4 exons. Gene Ontology annotation, cellular component: cAMP-dependent protein kinase complex. Gene Ontology annotation, biological process: peptidyl-serine phosphorylation; signal transduction. The coding region runs from base 1 to 1011 and encodes 336 amino acids. The record is from RefSeq and is a predicted model, not a curated record. NCBI's taxonomy places the organism in Eukaryota, Metazoa, Arthropoda, Insecta, Hemiptera, Aphididae. Gene Ontology annotation, molecular function: ATP binding; cAMP-dependent protein kinase activity.
AUGGAGCCAAUUGAAAUAAAAAAUAUCAAGACAUAUAUCGAGUUUGAGAAACAAAAGUUUAUAACUAAGUAUGGUGACCCAAAUUUGGACGUCAUUCCAGUGUCUGAUUUGGUGUUUGUUCAAAAGCUAUGGACGGGUAGUUUUGGCCAUAUGGUGUUGGCCCGAUAUUGUGCCACCGGUGAGUUGAAAACUGUGAAGGCAGUAAGUGCUAAAGUGGCGUCCACCAGGCCAAGAAAUGUGAACACAGACAGAAAUGUUAUGACGGCGAUGGGUACGUUCCCAUUUACGGUCCAGUUGGAAUGCUGGGCCGCUGACGCUGAAUGGUUGUACCUGAUCAUGCCUAUGGUUUCCAUCGGCACCCUUUUCGAGCUGGUGUCUGAACACGGAAGACUCAACGAAAACGUGGUCCGUUUUUUCUCUGCUCAGAUCUUGCUAGGAAUUGAAUUCUUACACGCUACAGGGCUAGUACAUCGAAACCUUAAGCCUGAGAACAUCCUGGUCAACGUCAACGGUUAUGUGCGGCUGUCAGGAUUCGGUGACAGUAAACUGAUCGGGCGGGACAGUCGUACUUACUCGUUGUGUGGCACUCCCGACUAUAUGUCACCUGAGAUGGUCGGGUUUCGUGGUUACGGUUUGGCCGUGGACUAUUGGAGCCUAGGUAUUUUGCUCUACGAGAUGGCAGCCGCGCAUCCACCGUUCAUAGGACCAGAUGUCGGUGUGUUGUUUGGACGGAUCUUGCGUGGCGAGUACCGAAUGGACAACAUGUUCAGCCCACCACUUCGGAAUCUGAUUCAAAACUUGAUUCAAACGGACUUGACCAAACGACUAGGUAAUUUGAAAAAUGGAAUUUCCGAUAUUAAGAAUCAUACGUGGUAUAGUGCUACUAAUUGGUUGCAGAUAAUUAAUCAAAAAACGGAGUCACCUUUUAAACUCACCGACACUAAAUUUAUACCACCGGACUAUACAAAACUGGCGUUGUGGAAAAAUGAUGAUGAAUUUUUCGAUUUUUAA